GAUAAUGGCUGGGCAACUACAACCAAUGGACUGCUUCUCUUUUGGGUCCCACCAGAGCAUCAUUUUGGCCUAUGCUGGCCCCAUACCCACAUGGUUAUAGGAGCUCAGCCAACUCACCUUAACAUGCAAUGCUUUGUUCAUGGUUUACAAUGGAUGCAGUGUCACACAGGGGGUCACUAG
Molecule: messenger RNA, 180 nt
Organism: Cantharellus anzutake
Lineage: Eukaryota; Fungi; Basidiomycota; Agaricomycetes; Cantharellales; Hydnaceae
Exons: 1
Source: RefSeq, a predicted model, not a curated record